Messenger RNA from Schistosoma guineensis, 839 nucleotides. Lineage: Eukaryota; Metazoa; Platyhelminthes; Trematoda; Strigeidida; Schistosomatidae. The record is from the annotation of a GenBank genome assembly.
UGACAAUGAAAGCGCACGGUUCGCUCUACUGCUCUCCGCCCGUCUAUUCCCCUGAAUCCAUUUGUGUACACUAAUAAUCUCCACGGUCGUUCUUGUCUAUAAAUGUGAGAAGUAUUUGUGAUAUUCAUUGAGAUUUCUAGUAUUCCUUACUUUGAUGGACUACCUCCAAUUUACAUUUGUGUACUGUUACGUAUUAUCCAUUCGUUAUCCCCACCAAACUGGUCUACGUUUUCCUCUAUUUUUAUUUCAGACUACUGUGCCCAGUCUUUAGAGCACUGCAAGUAGAAACUUUCUUGGAUCUUAGACUUUAACGUACUAACUGAAGAACAUUCCAAUCUCAUGUCUCACCAAGGAGCUGCACUUCAGAACUAUAAUAAUGAACUUGUUAAAUGCUUUGAAGAGCUUUGUAAGAGACGAGAAGAUUUACAGCGACAGAUUCAACAAGAUGAAACUGAACGCGCUAAACUUCAAAGGGAGAUAAAUGUUCUCAAUGAUAAGCUUAACAGAGUAAAUGAAUCGUUGGAGAAAAAACUAUCCACACGAAAUGAGUAUGACAGAACGAUCGCAGAGUCUGAGGCAGCUUAUAUGAAGAUCCUGGAAAGUUCUCAGACUCUUUUAACUGUCCUAAAAAGGGAAGGUCAAAAUAUUGUCCAAAAGGCAACGGCGAAAAAUGUUCCGUUUUAGAAACUGAAUUCUCCAGUCAUACAAACUUGCAAUAUGUUAAUUAUUUGUAAAUACUGUAUUAUUUACUACUGAAGCUGUUCAUAUAGAUUUUGUCACCGGUCGAUAUUUCAAACUUUCAGUGAUAUUUUCAAGUUGAAUUAUAGUCAUUUUGAUAA